GUAAUCUAUGUAAUUAUUUCAAACAGCCACAAGUGGUUUUUAUAUGAGUGCACAUUAGAACAACACAUUGCAAAAAGGGAUUUACUUUGUGUGAAAUUGAUUAUAAAGUACUUUGUUGGAACGUGAAUAUUUAUCUUAAUUUGUUAUUGUAUAUUGGUCAAUUAGGAUGUAUAUUGGACCAUUAGUGAUCUUCCUUUUCUCAAUUUUGACAGCUGAAGCACAACAAUCAGAUAAUGUAUGCGACCUACCAAAAGUUGUAGGACCGUGUAAUGCCCGGAUGAAAAGAUUCUAUUACGACGUACAUUCAGGAAUGUGUGGAGAUUUUUACUAUGGUGGAUGUGACGGCAAUGAAAACAACUUCAAAACGAAAAAAGAAUGUAAAACCAUCUGCAAGAAACGAGUAUGCACUUUGCCGAAAUUUGGUGGACCAGGUGGAGUAGCUAUCCAAAGAUGGUUCUACAAUGCUGACACGAUGAAAUGUGAAACUUUUAUAUAUGGUGGAUGGAAUGGCAACAAGAAUAACUUCAGAUCAAAAACAGAAUGCGAGGGAUCAUGUAAUGGCGUCAAGAAAGAUCCUUGUGGACCGUUGCCACCAUGUCCUAGUCCUCCAUUUGGCUCUUGUUUCGGUUUCUCAUAUCGCAUCAUAAAUGGUGUGAAAUGUAUAACAGGUUGUAAUUUUGGAUGUCCGCAGAAACCUUGCCCGAAAGAUCCGAUAGAAACAUGUUCAUCUUGUAAUCUGCUUCUUGGCAGUAAAUGUGACGAGGAAAAAAUAUGUUGCUCCGGAUGUUGCCGAGAUCCAGUUCUAGAUCCUAAGCCUGGGAAAUGUCCAAAUGAUCCUAGUCAAUUAACUGCACAACGUACAUGUUAUCUCAGGAAGUCUGAAUGUGAACGUGAUAGCCAAUGUGACGGUAAACGGAAGUGUUGCCAGUUCUCUUGCAGGAAUUUAUGUGUGGAUCCUGACAAACAAAGAACUGAUGCACAACUAGUAAACAAUGUCUGCGAUCUAAAGAAAGAUGUCGGACCAUGUAAUGCCAGGAUGAGAAGAUAUUAUUUUGACGUAAAUUCUGGAGAGUGUAAACUGUUUUUCUAUGGUGGAUGUGACGGCAACGAAAAUAACUUCAAAACGAUGCGAGAAUGUCAUACUGACUGCGAAAAACGAGUAUGUACUUUGUCAAAAGAUAAUGGGUCUGGUGAAGCUGAAAUCAAAAGAUGGUUUUACAAUGCUGACACAAUGAAGUGUGAAACUUUUAUAUAUGGUGGAUUGUAUGGUAACAAGAAUAACUUCAAAACAAAACGAGGAUGCGAAAAACUGUGCAAUGGCGUCAAGAAAGAUCCAUGUGGGCCAAUACCACCGUGUGUUCCUCCCCCUCCAAAUUAUACUUGUGGUGGAUUCACAUAUGACGUGAUAAAUGGCGUAAAAUGUAUUACUGGUUGUUUUCAUUCACGAUGUAAACAGGGAUCCUGUCCAACAAAUCCAGUUUUAGUAUGUACACGUAAUUGUUUGAUUGACGAUGAAUGUGCUGAAAACGAGUUAUGUUGCUCUGGCUGCUGUCGAAUUCCAAUUCUAGAUCCCAAACCUGGAAAAUGCCCAAAUGAUCCUGGACAAUUCAUCACACAACAACAGUGCUAUGCAAGAAGGUCUGAAUGUGAAAGAGAUAGUCAGUGUGAGGGCAAAAGGAAGUGCUGCAGGUUCUCUUGUAUGAAUUUCUGUGUGGAUCCAGAAAAAUAAAAUAAAAAAAUAGCCACAAUUGU
Molecule: messenger RNA, 1752 nt
Organism: Mytilus californianus (California mussel)
Lineage: Eukaryota; Metazoa; Mollusca; Bivalvia; Mytilida; Mytilidae
Product: papilin-like
Exons: 11
Coding region: 167-1729 (520 amino acids)
Biological process (GO): negative regulation of peptidase activity
Cellular component (GO): extracellular region
Molecular function (GO): serine-type endopeptidase inhibitor activity
Source: RefSeq, a predicted model, not a curated record